AAGAUUUCAUUAGUGAUCGACGUAAGCGGCGUUAGAAGCGGUCUAACUCUCUCUCAUCUAUCCAAAUUUUUCUUCAUUUUCUUUUUUCAGCGCUUUAUUGUCCCCUCCUUUCUUCUUCUUCUUCUUCAUCUUCUUCUUCUUACGACGUCGUUGCAAGAUGAUGAUGCCACCGGGACUCGUUUCCAAUCUCCAAGAAGCGCUCCUCAGCAGAAAAUCGGAAUCGAAUUCCGAGGCGGAGCAAGCCAGCGAGGAGCCUCUGGAACCUGAAUUCGACGAGUCGAAGCCAAUUGUGUUGGUCACGAACACCGACGGCGUCGAUUCCCCCGGCCUCACGCACCUCGUCGAAGCUCUCGUUAAUCAAGCCCUCUACAAUGUCCACGUCAUCGUUCCGCAAUCGGACAAAUCCGCUUCCGCGCACUCCGUUACCCUCCGCGAAACCGUAGAAGCCGCUUCCGCCAAAUUGAGCGGCGCCACCGCCUUCGAGAUUUCAGGGACUACUGUGGACUGUGUUUCGCUGGCGUUAUCUGGAGCGUUGUUUUCGUGGUCAAAGCCUAUGCUGGUUAUUAGCGGGAUUAACCGGGGAUCGAACUGUGGUCAUAACAUAUUCUACUCGGGGGUUGUUGCCGGAGCUAGGGAGGCGUUGUUAUGGGGUGUGCCGGCAUUAUCAAUAUCAUUGAAUUGGAAGAAGGAUGAGAGUAAAGAAGAUGAUUUCAAGGAUGCAGCAUCAAUCUGUUUACCGUUAAUAAAUGCAGCUAUUAGGGAUGUUGAAAAGGGAACUUUUCCCAAAAGCUGCUUUCUAGAUAUUGAAAUUCCCACGUCUCCUUUGAGUAACAAGGGCUUCAAAUUGACCAAGCAAAGUAUGAAGAGAUCCACUCUAAACUGGCUGGCUGUUUCGUCCAGCCGCUAUCCAACUGGUCAUUUCUUGGCCAAUCAACAAGGUGGCCUUGGUCUUCAGUUUGCGCAGCUUGGCCGAGAUGCUUCUGCAGCUGGUGCAGCUCGUCGAUUGGCUACACAGAAAAAGAAUUUGGAGAUUAUUGAAUCAACUGGAGCUGCAGGAAAAUCUGAUCCUAACAGGGUGAAGAAGUAUUUCAGGCUAGAGUUUUUGGACAAACAGCAGGAAGAGGAAGAAAUAGACGAAGAUCUGGAUUACAGAGCACUUGAAAGUGGAUAUGUUGCAGUGACUCCGCUGUCUCUUUCUCCUCAUAUUGAAACUGAUAUUCAAACGGCAGCUUCUGAUUGGAUUUCUGAUGUGCUUCCUAGUGGACAAUAAAUUGAAAGUUUAGUAUGAUUGUGUACAUUUGAGAUUUAUGAUGAUUCUUUCCUCUAUUUUUUUUCUUCCUUAAAGCAAAGAUGGAGCAGAAGCGGUAGUCACACCAAUUCAAUAGUGGAUUUCCACUUGUACUAUUUUUUUUUUAAUUUUUUUUUUUACAUUUUUUUUUUGUUUCCUUCUUCAUUGUUUCAUUUCCUAUGGUCACUUAGUUAUUUCUGAUUUGAAGCAAAUGCUUCUUGUAAUUUUCUUGGGCAUAUUUUAGAAAAAUGCCAUUUCGUCUGUUUGUAAUAUCUAUCUAUUACUAGUAAAAACAUUGGAGCAGCUGUAUUUUCCCGCUUAUUUUUUUGUUGGAAAAUAGUUAAACUUUUGAUU
Molecule: messenger RNA, 1642 nt
Organism: Cajanus cajan (pigeon pea)
Lineage: Eukaryota; Viridiplantae; Streptophyta; Magnoliopsida; Fabales; Fabaceae
Molecular function (GO): nucleotidase activity
Source: RefSeq, a predicted model, not a curated record